Messenger RNA from Phalaenopsis equestris, 387 nucleotides. RefSeq names its product nuclear pore complex protein NUP205-like. The record is from RefSeq and is a predicted model, not a curated record. The transcript is spliced from 3 exons. NCBI's taxonomy places the organism in Eukaryota, Viridiplantae, Streptophyta, Magnoliopsida, Asparagales, Orchidaceae. The coding region runs from base 18 to 287 and encodes 89 amino acids.
UUAGGAGGUACAUUGCGAUGGUGGAAAUGUGUCACAUGGCUGGGAAAAGGGAUAAACUCAUCAUCCUACUACUUCAGCUCGCUGAAUGUCUCUUCAACAUCCUUCUUAUUCAUUUUCAAGAUGGUAACACUGAUUUGGGAGAUUUGCCAUUUUUUUGUGAAAAGUUACAACCGAAUUUAGAAAAACUGGAACUGCUGCGAGAGGAUAAAAUUGGGCACAAACUGAAGGUUUUUCACCGAACAAUCAGCACUCUGAAGGAAAUAUCAAUCAGACAUCUUGCUCUGUAAGGCAUCCUUAUGGUCUUCAGAAGCCUAAGGGGAGGAGUACUCCACAUUGAGCCUGGUCUCCCCUUUAACCUUUAUUUAUUCUCAUAUUUUGAUUUGCUGC